AUGCUCGGCGCGCAGGCCUCGCGCGCGCGCGCGCGCGCGCACGUCGCGACCAAACACCGCGCUCGUCCUCGUGCGCGCGCGUCGACGCGCGUCGCGGCGUCAGCGACGUCGUCAGCGCGCGCGAAUGCGAUAUCCAAAGUCGUCGUCAUCGGUGCCGGCUGGGGCGGCAUCGGCGCCGCGAAAUCGCUGUGCGAAGCCGGGGCGGACGUGACGCUCGUCGACGUGCAAGACGACCCCACGGGCGCGACGCCGACGCUGACGAAGAGCGGGAAACCGUUCGAGGCGGGAACACGCGGGUUUUGGAAAGAUUAUCCUAAUAUCUCCGAUCUGUGUCGAGAGAUGAACAUCGACGAAAAGGAUGCGUUCACAGAAUUCACGCCGAGUUCGUUUUGGUCGCCGGACGGGUUGGAGGCGACGGCGCCGGUGUUUGGGGAUUCGAUGGCGCUCCCGAGCCCUCUCGGACAGGUGUUUGCGACUUUCGAUAACUUUAAACGACUGCCUCUGAGCGAUAGGGUGACGAUGGUCGGCUUGCUGUACGCGAUGUUGGAUUUGAAUCGCGAUGAGAAGACGUUUGAGGCGUACGAUAGGCUCACUGCGCACGAGCUGUUCAUUCGCAUGGGAUUGAGUAAGCGACUGGUGGACGAUUUCAUUCGCCCGACGUUGCUCGUCGGGUUGUUCAAGCCACCAGAGGAGCUUUCGGCGGCUGUCGUGAUGGAAUUGUUGUAUUACUACGCGUUGGCGCACCAAGACUCGUUCGACGUGCGCUGGAUCAAGACGAAGAGUAUAGCCGAAGUCAUCGUCGGGCCCACGAUGGCUCGCCUGCAGAGCGAAUACGGAUUGAAAGUCAUGGGCUCGACGUUUGUCAGCAAAGUUGAAGUGGACGAGGCGACAAAAAAGGCGACGGCGGUGCACUACCUGAAAAAGGACGGCGGGAAAGCAGGCGUGAUCAAAGACGUUGAUGCGGUGGUCUUCGCGCUCGGCGCAAAGGGCAUGAAGAGCGUGGUGUCCAACUCUCCCGUCUUGGCUCGCAUGGCGCCAGAGUUUAGCGCCGCAGCGUCGCUCGGCGGCAUUGACGUCGUGGCGACGCGAAUCUGGUUGGAUCAGUACGUGGACGUGCAGCAUCCAGCGAAUGUAUUCAGUAGAUUUGAAGCCCUUCGUGGCGCCGGGGGUACUUUCUUCAUGUUGGACCAGUUGCAAAAAGACUCGGAAGUUGAAUUGUGGGGUGGCGAAGAGCCAAAAGGAAGCGUCAUCGCCGCCGAUUUCUACAACGGCGGCGCCAUCGCGUGCUUGAGCGAUGAUGAUAUCGUAAAACUAUUAACGGACGAGCUCCUUCCGGCCGCCGUACCGGGAUUCAAGGGCGUCAAAGCUGUCGACUUUGAAGUGCGAAGGUACCCGGGAGCGGUUUCCUGGUUCUCUCCAGGCUCGUAUUCGAAAAGACCGCCGCUCGAAACGUCCAUUUCAAACAUCGUAUGCGCGGGAGAUUGGGUGCGCAUGGGCGACAGAGAGCACGGCGCUAAGGGCUUGUGCCAAGAGCGCGCCUACGUCAGCGGUUUAGAGGCUGGAAAUUCUCUUUUACGCAGAUGCGUCGUCUCCGGCGCGGGCGUUUCCGGCGGCGCCAGCCAUCCCGUCAUUCCGAUUCGCCCCGACGAAGCCCAAGUCGUGCUCGGCCGCGCGCUGAACAAGCAAAUUAUGGACACCCUGAGCCCGUUCGGCCUGGCGUCGCCGUGGAUUCGUUAA
Messenger RNA from Ostreococcus lucimarinus CCE9901, 1737 nucleotides. RefSeq lists its product with no specific name. NCBI's taxonomy places the organism in Eukaryota, Viridiplantae, Chlorophyta, Mamiellophyceae, Mamiellales, Bathycoccaceae. The record is from RefSeq and is a predicted model, not a curated record. Bases 1 to 1737 code for a protein of 578 amino acids. Gene Ontology annotation, molecular function: oxidoreductase activity. The transcript is spliced from 2 exons.